This is a messenger RNA of Stegastes partitus (bicolor damselfish), 7064 nucleotides long. RefSeq names its product glypican 6a (gene gpc6a). Gene Ontology annotation, cellular component: extracellular region; synapse; plasma membrane. Gene Ontology annotation, biological process: cell migration; regulation of signal transduction; regulation of protein localization to membrane. The record is from RefSeq and is a predicted model, not a curated record. The transcript has 9 exons. Bases 105 to 1787 code for a protein of 560 amino acids. NCBI's taxonomy places the organism in Eukaryota, Metazoa, Chordata, Actinopteri, Pomacentridae.
ACAUCGCGCUCACUGGAGAAACCUUUCAAGCAGCCCUUUGGAUUUCUUCUUUCAUUCUGACGGAGCUCGUAUUUCUCUGUGAAACAUUAUCAAGGAUUUCACUGAUGUAUGCGAUGUGGAGACUGCAAGUCGCCUUAUGUACUCUGUCGGUGCUGUCCCUGUCAUCUGGUGGUGAAAGCAAAGCUCGGAGCUGUAGCGAGGUUAGACAAGCUUAUAACGCGAAAGGAUUCAGCCUCGUCAAUGUACCUCAUCAGGAAAUAUCAGGUGAGCACCUGCGUGUCUGUCCUCAGGGAUACACCUGCUGCACGUCAGAGAUGGAGGACAAACUCAACCAGCAGAGCAAACUGGAGUUUGAGAAUUUGGUGGAGGAGAGUAGCCACAAUAUGAGGACGACAUUUGUCUCCAGGCAUAAAAAGUUCGAUGAGUUUUUCUUGGAGCUGCUGGACAAUUCUGAGAAGUCUCUGAACAGCAUGUUCACGCGGACGUACGGGAAGCUGUAUAUGCAGAACUCUGAGGUAUUCCAGGACCUGUUCACUGAGCUAAAACGCUACUACACGGGGGGCAACGUCAACCUGGAGGAGAUGCUGAAUGACUUCUGGUCCCGGCUGCUGGAGCGCAUGUUCCAGCUGCUCAAUUCCCAGUACCACUUCACAGAUGACUACCUGGAGUGCGUCAGUAAAUACACAGAUCAGCUAAAACCUUUUGGAGAUGUGCCCAGGAAACUGAAGGCCCAGGUCACCAGGGCCUUCAUCGCUGCACGGACGUUUGUCCAGGGGCUGAUGGUGGGCCGGGAGGUCGCCAACAGGGUCGCUAAGGUAAACAUAGUUCCUGCAUGUGUCAGAGCCUUGACCAAGAUGCUGUACUGUCCAUACUGCCGUGGUAUGCCUGGGCUGAAACCCUGUCACAACUACUGUCACAACGUUAUGAGGGGCUGUCUAGCAAACCAGGCAGACCUAGAUGCUGAGUGGAACCUCUUCAUUGAUGCCAUGUUGCUGGUGGCAGACAGACUGGAGGGACCCUUCAACAUCGAAGCAGUCAUCGAGCCAAUUGACAUCAAGAUCUCUGAAGCUAUCAUGACCAUGCAGGACAACAGCAUGCAAGUGUCAGCCAAGGUUUUUCAAGGGUGUGGUCAACCAAAACCAUCAGGAAUAGGCAGGUCUGCACGGGGCAUCUCAGAUGUGUUCAGCGCUCGCUUCAGGCCCUACACCCCUGAAGAGAGGCCAACCACAGCAGCUGGAACGAGCCUGGAUAGACUGGUGACUGACAUCAAAGAGAAGUUGAAGGAGUCCAAGAGAUUCUGGUCCAACUUACCAGAUGACAUCUGUGCCAAGGGCAAACUCACAGAGUCCGACGAGGAGCAAUGCUGGAACAGCCACACUAAGGGCAGAUACUUCCCUGAAGUGGUGAAGGAAGGUCUAACUAACCAGGUGAACAACCCAGAGGUGGAGGUGGACAUCACCAGACCUGACACACUGAUUAGGCAACAGAUCAUGGCUCUACGUGUCAUGACCAACAAGCUAAAGAACGCCUACAAUGGAAAUGACAUCUACUUCCAGGACUCCAGUGACGAGGGCAGUAGCUCUGGCAGCGGCAGUGGCUGCUCUGAUGGCUGCACAACGGAAUUUAUUUUUGUUGGAACAGAGGCUCCAGUGAUCGGAGCUGACAGAAGCGACGAACGCGCAGCAGCCGCGGCCGCAGGCAAGUCGCUUUCCUGUGGACCCUCCAUACUGCUGGUGUUGGCCGCCCUCACACUCCCGCUUUGGGCAAUGCAGACUCAAUGGAGAUAAUACAGUGUGGCCCGAUCACUGACUUCUAUACUGUUGCAUAACAGUAUGUUUAACAGCAAGUUAUACUGCUGUUCCCUCACUGGACAUGUAGAACCUCCUGGAAACCUGUCAAGAAUGGCUUACUGUAUGGUGUGGUAGGAUUGAAAGUGAGUGCAGUGCUGCAUCCUGCUUGCCCCCCAAAGAAUGCUCGGUGCCAUCAGUGAACCAGCUUUCACGUCUUUGAAACAAAACAAAAAAAAAUUAAAAUGUGGUGUUUUCUCAUUAUUCUAAAGUGAGUUUUGAAAAACAAUGCUUCUCUUUUAGAAAGUGAAACUAUCUUAAGAUGGUUCUGUCAAUGACCUUUUUUUUUCAGAUAAAGGGGAUUCUAUUUUUCUUUUCCUUUGUAUUAUGAAGUGAAAACAUGUCAGCUAUUUUAUCCCAUUAGUCUUCUCCCCCUCAAACAAAUGAAGAAAGUUUUACCGUGUGCAUGCGUGGAUAUGAUGUUAACAGAAAAACAUUUUUUUAGUUUUUUUGUUUUGUUUUGUUUUUUUAAAUGCAGGCUACACAGCUUUGGAUUGGUUGGUACAGGAUUGUACAGUGCUAGCAGUUCACCUGGUUUCCCGUUUCCAGUCAUAUCAGUGUGGCUUCAGGAAGCAGCAGAUCUUACAGCCACUUUAUUGUUGCACAUUUGAUUAUUUGUAAGAAAGUGCUAAUGUACUGCACUAAGCAAACUACUUUGCACAGAUUAUUUUUGUUGGCUUCAUAAGUUUAUACAGCUACAGGAAACAUACACCCCACAGAGAAAAAGUUCUAUAUUUUCAGAUCAUUUAACUGAUUGUAUUGUACUUAGCAGUUACAGUAUGUAUUUCACUGGAGCAUACUGUAAUGUAAUCUUAUUGGCUUAGUUAAUGGCUACAUUUUUUUUUUAAUAAAUGUAUUUCCUUUUACAAAUUAUUUGACCGUCUGUAAAGUAAAAAUGGAAGAAAAAAAAGAACAUUUCUGCAACACUAAGCCAUUAUACUAAAAUUGCCUGCUAAUAAUGUUUAGUUACCUGAUUUACUCUCUUCUCUUUGGGUAGUUAAUAUGCACCUACAUGGUUCCUUUUAUUUUCAGAGGAGUGAUAAGGUAUGUGCUCAUGAAAAUUUAACUUAAUUUAUUUUCUUGUCUCCCAAACGUUAGUCAUUUAGAAUUAUGAUUUAUUUCGUACACUUUUUUGUUACUUUUUCAUAUCACAUAUACAAAAGGUUCAAAAUCGUAAACCUCGUCCUCUGAACUAAGAAGCAGCUCUCUGCAGGUUACCCGCUUACAUCUGAAGCACCAUGCUGAAAUUAGCAUGUUCUUGUUCGGCCAGUGAGAACAGACUCCUACAGGCUACAAGCUUUUAAUGUGGUCGUAUAAUCCUAUAGCAGGUACACAGUGUCAGCUGGGUGCAAAGGUUGGAGAGCUGUGGCUGCACUCUUAGAACUAGGGUUACUAUUCACAACCUUCAUUCUGUCCCCUCCAGGCUUUGACCUUUCAUUGUCUUCAGAGGCUUAAAAGGAGCAAAGCUUGCACAAUGGUCGUGGAGGAAAGGUAGCUUCCAAAAACGUUGCAGGCAUACUCUCGAAACAAACAAAGGAGCAAAUGUUCAAAAAUGUUACAUAAAAGAAAGCCUUUGAGGCAGCCACCCUCAUGCUGGAGUGUGCCUGGAGGAUCCAAACCCAUCAGCUCAUAAGCACUGAAAUGUUUUCACAAUGCACGGGUCCCUUAUCUCAACAGGGACCUUGCCCAAAUGCAUCGCUGUAACAAAUUAAUAGUUGCUGGGAGCAUCUCAAAGAGACUGUGUGAGUUUCACAUAGCAAGGCAAGCACAGGACUUAAGAGUUUCCUCUUUCUGCCGCCAGCACGAAGAGAGAAUGGAAAAAAAAGAAUAAGGCACAAAGUUUGCAGUGUGGUGCUGUGUAUAACAAAUAGACAGUGAUUUCGAAUAAACCCCAGUUCUUUUACUCCCUUCCAUUCCUUCGAUAUUCAUGCUUUCCUGUUAACAAAUAAUGUUUCAUUUUUACACAAAUGUAGUGCAUAUUUCAAGUAAAUUUCCACAAAAUUGGCAAAAGAAAAUUAAAAUCAAUGCCCAUUUCUAUCCAAUACUGCCGUAUUCAUAUUAAAAGUUAGGCACUGAGACAUGAGGGAAAUCUGUCCUUGAUGUGCUUAUAUGUUUUACAAAAAAAAUAAAAAAACCUGAACACCAGAAGAAGCUCCCACUGCAGUUGACCUCUAUCAUCUCACUCCUUGCAGAAAUUGCUUUAGGAGAAGGCGACUGACCAGCAGCCUUCCACUCACUCACUGAUGUGUAAAUCCUAAUUGUAAAAUGCAACAGAGGCUUCUGCCCAAAAAAAGGUCUAGGAACACUGAAGUGAUUAACACAAGGUCCUGUCCAACAUUAAACUGUCCAGUACUUAACCACUGCAGUAACAGACAAAAGUCCAGGUAGUUCCAUUUAAUCAGUUUUUAGACACAUUUCAGUUUGUACAAAAAAAGGACCUGUGUGUCUGAGGUAAAUAGUCUGGCAUAAAAUAAAACAAAAUGUGACUAAGUGAAACAGACUUAUUGAAUAAGUCAUGACGUGCAAGAAGAAAGUGACUCAGACAUCCCCAGAAGCUCCAUUGAACGGAUGAAAAAUGGAGGUAUUUAAAAACAUUGAAUGUGUGGACAAAAGAGGAGACUGUAACCUUCAUCAAGUUAUUACAUGAAACAAGCAUAUAAAUACCAGUUUAUUUUUGUCAUUGUUUCUGCAUGGCUUUUUGAGGGUUGACUGCUUCUUGUUUGAUUACGUAAUUUUUUUGUGCCUUCUUCUGUAAAAGUUGAAUGUCUUGGGAGUAGAGUUUUAACAGAUAAAAUAGAUAGAUUAAAAAAAGAAAAGAAAAUCAUUGCAUCCAAAAUCAUUUCCCAUUGAAUCGUAGUAUUUAACUAUUUGACACUUUGAUUGUCCAAAUUAUGAAAACUUUAUCUUCUGUGUAGUGCCCUCAAGAACUACUAAAUGUCAACAAUGCAAUGCCCCACAUUACACCGAUAUCAAAAUGACAAUUGCAUGGCUCAACAGCUGACAGCGAUGACACAAAAUGAAGAUGAUUUACAAGUGUCUAGAAUCAUAAUUCUAAUUCACUCAUUAGUGAGCAGCAGAGGGUUUCAAUAUAUAAGGAGUAGUGAAUAAAUCAGGGGAUGAUUUUAAAUGCAGCAAGUUUGGCUGCGUCACUGGUAGAUGAAGAAGAGUGGGAGAUCCUGUCACUUCCCAUGCCUCUGUCAGUGUCACAACUUGAAGGCCUGAAGGACAUAAAAAAGAAAAUGUAGAUUAUAGGUACAUCCCAUGAAUGCACAAGAUCCAUCCACUACACUAUGGCGAUAACCAACAAAACUCAUCAGUCCUGUUGCUCUACAGUCGCUGUAGGAAAAUAGAUGCUAGGUUAGAAUGCAAUUUUUUAAGCCCUUAGUCAGAGAUGCAAAUUUCAGUUCACACCACAGGACCAAUUAAUCUGUUGAGCCCUUUUUGAGGUCAAAGCCUGAAUGAGAUAGAACCAUGGCCGCAGUGGAAACUUCACACAAACAUAACUGACCCACCUCUCUGAAUCUAAAACAGUAAUUAUGCAGAAGUUACAUGGGUUACACUCUUUUCCACUUGUCUCUUCAUAUAUAUGUAUUGAAUUACUCGCGUGUCCUUCUGCCAGAUCAUGGUGCACAGAAAGCCCAAACUGUGUUAGACAGGGGGUGAAAACAAACGAAUCUGAAGUCAUUUGAUUAGCAAAAGCGUCAGCUGGUGCUAUUUCAGUGGGUCAGACAGAUGAGACAGGUGGGAGGACAUCCAGCUGUAACUAUUUGCAGCAUGCUGAAUGUUCAAUCAAAUACCAUUAAAGUAAACUAGCUGUCGGCCCUAAUGUGCAAUGCCAGUUUUCCUGAUCUGCUAGAAUUCAUCCACCCAAGAGUAAAGUCCUGGAGAGCAGAUAAUUGCAGCGAAAGGGGUUUCAUGUAAAAAUCAUGAUCUGUUCGAUGGAGUCGUUGGACUGGUGAAGCACAGACUGAUAAUUCAGUUUUAGCUCCAGACAUUUAUAUUUCUCAGAGAAUAUCUACACUUGAUACUGAAUGUUCUGAUUUUUACAAAUAGAUGUUUUUUUGAGCGCUUUUAUUUUGGUGUAUUGUUCCCUUAAACUAUACUCAGAUGGACAGUAACAGUUGCAUUCUGAUGAUCUUUGUGCUAUGAUAGUGUUAAAAUUGGCAAAUUAAAGAAGUAUACGAUAGACAAGAGAAAGAUUUUUAAUUUUUUUUUACAUCAAUAUGAAGUGCAAGUUCGUGGGUUUUGUAUUGCUGCAGUCAAACACAACAUACAUUUACUUUGAAAGCAUUAGGAAACAUUGUGGGGGCAGAUAUUUCUGAGUCAGGGUCAGUAGUGAGGCGGAACGAUCAGUACAGCAUGUGCUUGAUAAUAAGAUGGGAAGUUAGCGGUGUGGUUUCAGAUGCUGGCAUUGUUUAAGAUUUGGCACUGCUGCCUUCUCAGUGAGGCUUAACAACUACGCUUUUUUUUUUUUUUCCAAACAGUAAAAACCCAGUAAGCAUCUGCAGCCAUACAAAGGUCGAACGCACCCAUUAGAGGCUCUACAAAAUCCGUGAUUGCAGCAAGAGUUUUGGAUGAGCGAGGAUGAGGCAGCGCUUUACUGGUGUUCUUGAAAUACAGUAAAAGAAAGUGAAUUGGGAAAAGAAUGUUUCGGAAGUUGGCCCGGUUUCUCCAAAUAGCUCGUAUCUGUACAAACAACCGUGUUUUCUCAUUAGGACAAGCUAUGUUACCCUGGACAGACAUACAAAGUAUCACUAUUCAACAUUAUUCAUCGCUUAACUUAUUUUGCCUGUGAGCCAUAUUCAUUCAUUUUUGUCUAGUUCAAUCUCUGGCAUUUGAAAAACUGAAGAAAAAAAAAAAGUCCUGGUUGGCUGAGUUUUUUUUUUCCAGAACGUUUAGAACAAAAUGUGUUAUGCAAGAUCUCCAUUUUGAUGUUAAUCGUUGCUGCACUUUUGCUAAAAACAUAUGCCGUGAGUGUGAUACUGUUGUGAUUUGCAAAAUCAGAUAUCUAAGGAGCACAUUAAUGAUUUUUGGAGCUGUCAGUGCACGCUGUUUCAAGUGUUUUGGGGGAACUGAAGUUGAUGGUUAUACAAGCAGACAUGCCUUACCAUUUUUUAAAAGACUAAAAUGGAUUGCUUAUUUGGCUUUUGUUACACAUUCUUGUAUACAGAAAAUAAUACAAUGGUAAUAAUAAACAUUUUAUUAAAAAAAAAAAAG